Molecule: messenger RNA, 3174 nt
Organism: Pecten maximus
Lineage: Eukaryota; Metazoa; Mollusca; Bivalvia; Pectinida; Pectinidae
Product: enolase 4-like
Exons: 17
Coding region: 163-2109 (648 amino acids)
Biological process (GO): glycolytic process
Cellular component (GO): phosphopyruvate hydratase complex
Molecular function (GO): magnesium ion binding; phosphopyruvate hydratase activity
Source: RefSeq, a predicted model, not a curated record
CUCAUCCCUGGCAACCUAAAAAAUGGAAGGUGGUAUGGACGCUAUGUAAAUAUUUUGCUCGUGUAGGGAACGUGUUUCAGUUUGGAGUAAGAAUAUCGCCGGUACCGGUUCAGAUACAAAACAUUAUAACCUGUGAUAAACUGAGCGCUACCUUUUACCAUCAUGGCGUUUUCUCCGACAACUAUCGCAACCCAGACGACAUCUGCUCGUGAUCCUAGAGAGCUAUACGAGAUCAAACAGAAAGCCGUGAAGUUCUAUAACGACAAUGGAGUACCUAACAAAAUGGAAGAUGUCUUGAAUACAAUGUUCUAUGACAACCCGCCCGAUGUUUUCGGUUACUUGGCAAAUUACUUUGAGAAAUUCGCUGCAACACCUACAAUAAGUAAGGUGAAAGCAAAAGAAGCAUAUGACAGCAAAGGCCAACCUACUAUACAAACAGAAGUUUUCUGCACUGUGAAGAACAACUUAAGGCUGAGUGCCACUGUAGUGAGUCCAUCACCCAACAGUCACCUAUCAGACAAUACAAAACCAGAAGACAGAGAGGGAGACGAUACUGAACGACAGAACAGUGUCACUGCUGCGGUGAACAUCCUUAACACAGACCUAAACAACCGACUGACGGGUCUGGACCCAGCACAGCAACAGGAGGUUGACAAUGUGGUUAGCAAGUUCUAUGUAGAGCUUCAGUCUGCUGAGGAAGAGAGACUGGCAAAGGAAGCUGAGGCUGCUGCGACAGAGGAAGGAUCGACAAAGGAUGUGGAAACAGCUAGUCAGGCCAGCGGAAGCAAGGGGAAGCAACCCAAGUCAGCAACAAAGGGAAAAGAACAAAAGAAAGAAGAAAGGGUAAAACACAGUGGAAAUAAGAUCAAAAAUGAAAGGGGGAGAAACAGUGGAAAUAAGUCUGUAAAGGGAGGGAAAAGCCAGAUGUCGGUUGCCGUACCAAUGGAGCCCACGGAGAAGUUCUUGCCAGGUGCGGGUGCUGUUAGUACCAUGAGUCGUGCAGCUUGUGUGGCUGCCGCUCAUAUUCAGCAGAUACCCGUAUUCCAACACGUUGCUGGGCUUCGGUUUACUGAGGUACCAUUUGAAAUGACAGUCCCGCUGCCCAUGGUAACCAUCAUACAGAGUGGACGUGCAGCGCUUGGAAAGUCAAAUUGUAUAAAGGAGUUCAUGGUGGUUCCUAAACCAGGCAUGCCUCUCUCACAGAGUUUGCCACUUAUACAAAAAAUCUACAACUACGUCGGGAAAAGUUUAUUUACCAAGUCUGGGGUCGCUGCCAAAUUAACCAAUGAUAUUGGAGCUUUUUGUCCAACAUUUGACCGACCAGAACAAGGCCUUGACCUUCUGCAAGAAGCAAUUACCCAGUGUGAAUUGACCGUUGGUGAAGAUUUCUUUCUGGCCAUCAAUUGUGCAGCAUAUGAAAUCUUUGACUAUGACCCUGUGACUGGCAAAGAGCCUCCCGCUCCUUUUCCCGGACAGGACAUGCACAAGGAGAAAGGUAAAUAUGAACUUCUUACGGGUCAAGCAAAGGUUGCAGAUGACGUUGUGGAAUUCUGGGUAGAGCUUCUCGGGCGUUAUCCGUCAAUCAUCGCUGUCAUUGACCCUCUCAGAAAACAAGAGAAAGAACACUGGAUGCGUUUGAGUGAUCGCAUCAGUGACCAGUGCUUUGUAGUGGGCAGUCAGGCCUAUGCCAGGCCAGGGUUACUAAAGGAUGAGGAGCUGACUCCAGACUUUGUGUCCAGCGGAAUUGUCCUCGCGCUUGACCGUCUCAACACUGUUAGCGAUACUAUCCAUGUGGCCAAAAAACUUCAAGAUGCAGACAAUCAAGUCAUUGUGUCCUGUUGUAAUGGAGAAACUGCGGACACUUUCCUGGCCGAUUUUGCGGUGGGUGUGAAAGCUCUGUUCAUGAAGGUCGGCGCCCCAGUACGUGGAGAGAGGACGGCUCAGCUCAACAGACUUCUUCAGAUUGAGGGUGUGCUUGAAAUGUCCAGCAGACUUGCUGCUCAGAGUGAAUACAAAUUCCCUCACAUCACCCCACCUCCUCUCCCAGAGCCUGAGGAAGGCGAGGAGGAGACGACGACCAAAAAGGAGGCAACUCCUCGCAAGAAGUGAACUUACUGAUGCUGAAUAGAUAAGGAGUUCAGAUCAAAAUUAUAUCACAGCAAUACAAUUUGAACAAUGUGUCACAAUGUGAAAAGUUACUGAAGUUAAAAACAAAUCUGAAGAUAGAGGAAUCUCUGCCCAUGCAGAGUCAGGGGAAUCUCAACCAAGGUCCUAGUGAUAUUCAUCAAUACAGGAUAUUUAAAUCAUCUCCCAGAUUUAAGGUUUUAGACAAUCUAGUGGUGAUAAAUGUAUUAACUAACACUAUGAACUGCAAAAAAUUCCAAAGGAAUUCAAGGAAGUUUCAACAACAUUUUACAUUGUGUGAUCACAAAAGGUUUGUGGUGAAACUGGAUGGUACUGUAUAAAGGUUUUAUGAUACAUUUUUUAUAAAAAUUCUGGGAGAAAUUAUCAUUGAAUUUAUUUUUCCAAUGUUCAUUCCUGCUAUGUAUAUGGGUUCCGUCCAACAAACUUGAACUGUGAUACAAAAAAUUAUUACUUUUUGUGAAAUUUCAUUAUUUCAAUAUUUUGACAAAUAUUUAUUAAUAUUUUGUAUGUUGUAUUAUAAAAUUUUGUUAUAUAUAUAAGGAUAUUAAAUGUGCAAGAAACAAAUAAAAAAUUAUAUUGAAAUAUUCUAACUCCCAUGAUCUCCUUUCUACCAACUUUCAUCAAAAUCCAUCAAGAAUUAGAAGUUUCAUUCACAAAAUCUAAAUCUACAUACAUUGUAUAUAUAGCCAUACCAAAAACAUCCAAAAUGUCAUGAGCCUUAAAAACUCCCUAAAAUGAUCAGACCGAAAAUUUCUUAGGUCAUGAAUAUUAAACCUUAUGUUUGAGUAUGUUUGGUCCACUUGAACUUAAAUUAUUGCCCAGAAACCAAAUUUCUAUUUAUAGUGACAAUAGCCUUGACCUUUGACCUUAUGACCCAAAAAGAAACUCCAUAGAAGGAAGUACCUGUAUUGUGAAGUUUGAGCUUGAUUAGUCUACUGGUACUUAUACUUCUGUUAUUGUACAGACAUUGUGAUGCAGGCAGAUGAUCUAUGAUCAUGGGAUAAUUUCAUCAUAAAAAACCAAAACAUA